Molecule: messenger RNA, 1476 nt
Organism: Lytechinus variegatus (green sea urchin)
Lineage: Eukaryota; Metazoa; Echinodermata; Echinoidea; Temnopleuroida; Toxopneustidae
Product: sialin-like
Exons: 9
Coding region: 7-1452 (481 amino acids)
Biological process (GO): monoatomic anion transport; transmembrane transport
Molecular function (GO): transmembrane transporter activity
Source: RefSeq, a predicted model, not a curated record
UGCGCGAUGAGGCAAAACGUAAGCGUUGCCAUGGUUGCAAUGGUGAAUGAGUCCUACGUCAUACACGACGAUCAAAUCGGGAACGAGAGUCAGCAAAGCAUAGAGACCUGCGCAGCUUCUCCGACAGCAAACUCCAGUGCUGAACAAACGAGAUCCGGUGAUUUCCUUUGGGAUGCUCAGACUCAAGAGCUGAUCCUCGCGGGCUUCUUUUACGGGUACAUCUUCACCCAAAUCCCAGGCGGCUGGCUGUCCGACAAGUUUGGUAUGAAAUGGAUCCUUGCUUCUGGAUUUCUGUUAUCGAGUGUUUGUACUCUCCUAGGACCUGUGGCAGCUUAUGCUGGAACGGAGUGGUAUUUCGUCACACGAUUCUUCAGUGGUCUCGGUGAGGGUGUCUCUUUCCCUAGUAUGCUUGCCAUGUGGUCUAAAUGGGCACACCCGGAAGAGAGAAGCAGUCUGGGUGUCAUCGGUGUCGUAGGUUUCAACUUUGGAAAUGUUUUGGGUAAUGCAUUAACAGGAUAUCUCAUCAACCUCAACGUGAUAGGUGGAUGGCCUCUUCCAUUCUAUAUAUUCGGUUCAAUGGGAUGUCUUUGGUUCUUGUUAUGGAUCUUCGCUGCCUACAGUUCACCACGAGAACAUCCCUGGAUAUCCCCAGAAGAGCGUGCAUAUCUCGAAGAUGGUCUUAGACAUUCUAACACACUAAGACCAUCCGUGCCUUGGAAACACAUCAUCAGGUCUCCUGCUAUGUGGUGCCAAGUGUUCACCCAUUUCCCGCACACACUUGGGUUAUUUACCCUCCUCGUCAACCUACCACUGUACUUCAGUGAAGGACUCCAGGUUUCCCUAGAAAUGGCAGGUGUAUAUUCGGCUCUCCCUUAUGUCCUCCAAUCUUUCACCAUGCUGGUCAUCAGUUUUAUAUCCGAUGGCCUCGUCUCUCGGCAGAUAUUGUCUAAAAAGGCAUCGAGGAAACUUAUGUCAUUUAUAGGUUUCGGAUCGGGUGCCCUCUUUCUUAUCCUUGCUGGUUUUUCGCGGUGCAACACUGCCUUGUCUGUGACGUUUGUGACCCUUGCCAUGGGCGGGGUUGGUGUCUCUUUCUCUGGUCAUUUCGUGGCCUUACUCGACAUCGCCGGACCCUUUGCUGGUUUUGCCAUGGGGAUGAUGAACACGGCCGGUACACUGGGGGGCAUCGUUGGACCAUACAUUGUCGGCGUUCUUACAGAAAUACAGACCGAUAUUACAGGAUGGCAGAAGGUGAUGUGGACCAUCGCCGGUAUCUAUUGCUUCGGCGGCUUGACUUUUGUCAUCUUCGGCACAGUGGAACUUCAAUAUUGGGCCAUACAGGACUACCAACCAUAUACAGUGAUUGAUGAAUCGGCAAGCUUGAUAAAAAAUGAAAACGUCGACGAGUCUGUGUCUUCAACUCAGGACCCACUUGUUGGAGAAAAAUGUCUAUAAAGCUGCAUAUUUGAAAAGGGGAGA